UCCUCUCGCCGCAGCCGCCACCGAACGCAAGCGAGGAGAAGGGCGAAAGGCGGCGGUCGGAGAUGUCGGAGAAGAAGCGCGCCCCCGGCCCUCGCAAGGACGAGGUGGUCACCCGCGAGUACACCGUCAACCUCCACAAGCGCCUCCACGGAUGCACUUUCAAGAAGAAGGCGCCUAAUGCAAUCAAGGAGAUCCGCAAGUUUGCACAGAAGGCCAUGGGAACCACAGAUGUCCGCAUCGAUGUGAAACUCAACAAGCACAUCUGGAGCAGCGGUAUCAGGAGUGUCCCAAGGAGAAUCCGUGUCAGAAUUGCCCGCAAGAGGAAUGACGAGGAGGAUGCCAAGGAGGAGCUCUACUCGCUGGUCACAGUCGCUGAAGUCCCCCAGGAAGGUCUUAAAGGUUUGGGCACCAAGGUUGUUGAGGAUGAGGACUAAACCCUCUGUCGUUUCUAUCAGUUAGAACUUAAUACAUAUGCCCGCUGAGAGCAAAUUUGGAAGUCUUGCUUUAAGCUUAUUGUUAUCUACUGUUCAUGACUUCUUGAUAGAAGAUUUGAGAUGCUGGAUGUUUUGUUCAA
Lolium rigidum is the source of this 574-nucleotide messenger RNA. Its product is annotated as 60S ribosomal protein L31-like. Gene Ontology annotation, cellular component: ribosome; cytosolic large ribosomal subunit. Gene Ontology annotation, biological process: cytoplasmic translation. The record is from RefSeq and is a predicted model, not a curated record. The transcript has 2 exons. Gene Ontology annotation, molecular function: structural constituent of ribosome. Lineage: Eukaryota; Viridiplantae; Streptophyta; Magnoliopsida; Poales; Poaceae. Bases 63 to 434 code for a protein of 123 amino acids.